Molecule: messenger RNA, 1947 nt
Organism: Aphidius gifuensis
Lineage: Eukaryota; Metazoa; Arthropoda; Insecta; Hymenoptera; Braconidae
Product: zinc finger protein 91-like
Exons: 12
Coding region: 379-1947 (522 amino acids)
Biological process (GO): regulation of transcription by RNA polymerase II
Cellular component (GO): chromosome
Molecular function (GO): chromatin insulator sequence binding
Source: RefSeq, a predicted model, not a curated record
AAUUAUACUUUUUUAAUUGGAUUAUUAUUAUUUUUUUUUUUUCGAUGAAUAUUUAUGAUAAUUUUUUUUUUCGAUAAAAAAAACCAACAUGAAGAAUUUUUACGACCCCUGAAGAUUGAUUAAGAAUUGUCUUCACCCUUCCCUCCAAGAAUUUGAUGUAGCAUGUCUGUGAACAAAUAAAUAUCAAAAGUUUGAAUACUGUUACAAUAACACCAAUUGGUCCAGGAAUCAAGCCAUAUCCAUGUUACAAGUGUACUAGAAGUUACAGAAAUCGAUCAACUUUGAAUCGACAUCUACGUGAAGAAUGUGGAAAGGCACCACAAUGGAUUUGUCCAUUUUGUCAAAAGGCAUUCAAACAACGCUCAAAUUAUCAACGACAUGUCUGGACUGUUCAUGGACGAAGACGAUGGGUUUCUUCAAAUCAAAGAGGAACCGUGCCAAUGCACUGAAUGUCUUGAAUUUAAUGUUUCAACAUUAUGGAAUAUUCAAGAAAAACCAAUAAAACGUAGAUAUAAACGUCGUGGUGGUAAAAAAAAAACUAAAAAACCUAAAUCGACAAUUGUUGAAAUAACUUGUCUACCAAAAGAAAAAAAAAAAAAACGUGGUCCAUAUAAAAAAAGAAGUAGUGGUCCACCAGAAGGUUAUCAGUGUCCUAUAUGUGGAUAUAUGAGGAGAAAGCCAAAAGAUUAUCAUAAACGUUAUUGUGGAGUAUAUCGAUGUGAUGAUUGUGGAAAAGAGUACAAAUGGAUGCCAUCAUUAGUGAGACAUAAACGUGAAGGAUGUGGUAAAGCACCACAAUUUACAUGUUCACUUUGUCAUCAACAAUUUCGUAGAUUUUCCAGAUUACGUGAACAUCUUAUGAUUUUUCAUGUUACCAGAGGAAAAUUCAAAAAUCCAGCUUUCAUUUGUGAAUGUGGGAAGACAUAUAAAUGGGCACAAUCAUUGAGUCUACAUAAAAAAGUAUCAUGUGGUGGUAUACCACCACGUUACAAGUGUUGCAUUAAUAAUUGUGACAAAGCAUUUCGACAUAAGCAUCAUCUACAAAAUCAUCAAGCAGCAAUACACUUUAGACGUUUAAUUGCAACAGAUGUAUAUCCAUGUCGUCAAUGUGGAAAAAUAUUUAAUCAUAAAAAAACAAUGUGGAAUCAUACGAGAUUUUGUGGUAAAGAAAAACAACAUCAGUGUGAAUUAUGUGGUAAAAAAUUUCAACAAAAACAUCAUCUUGGAAAACAUUUACGUACUGUUCAUAAAUUUGAUCAAAUACAAAUUAAUUUAAUGACAAAUAAAGACAGAUGGAUUAAAAAACGUACAGGACCACCAAAGCUGCUAUCAAUAUCACGUAAAAAACCAGUUAAAAGAAUUGAAAUGGAUCCAAUAAUAAGUCAUCAUGGAAGAUUUGUUUGUAGUGAUUGUGGAAAAACAUAUAAAAAUUUUACAAGUUUAAGUCGUCAUUCACGUCUUGAAUGUCAAGUUUUACCUCAUUAUGCAUGUCCAUUGUGUGACAGACAAUUUCGCCAUAAAUUUGUCUUAACUGCUCAUAUUGAUAGUUGUCAACGUUCAAUUCCAUUUGAAGAAAAUGAUUUAUACGAACUUUGUUCGUCAGAUGUGAACACUGAUGAUGAUGAAGAAACUGAUGAUGAAAAUUUUACCCUCGAACUUGAAGAUGAUCCAGAUGAAGUACAAAAACAGAAGCAUUAUGUUGGCUUAGAAAUAAUACAAAAUAAAAAAUUAAAGAGAAAACGUUCAACACCAAAUAGUGAUAAAUCAAAUGUUUGUGGACAAUGUCAAAAGAAAAGUCCAGUUGAUUUUAAAAACCUUUAUGAAGGUGAUGGAAAUCCAAGAGGACCAAUUCGUUAUCCAUGUCUUUAUUGUGGGACAAAGUUUAAAUGGCAAUUUGAACUUGCUGAACAUAGGAAGAAUCCUUGUCAUAAUUUUCAAGAAGUUUGA